This is a messenger RNA of Pseudoliparis swirei, 3117 nucleotides long. RefSeq names its product protein associated with LIN7 2, MAGUK p55 family member b (gene pals2b). Gene Ontology annotation, cellular component: plasma membrane; cell-cell junction. Bases 238 to 1929 code for a protein of 563 amino acids. Gene Ontology annotation, molecular function: protein binding. The record is from RefSeq and is a predicted model, not a curated record. The transcript is spliced from 12 exons. Lineage: Eukaryota; Metazoa; Chordata; Actinopteri; Perciformes; Liparidae.
UGCUCUGAGACUCUGUGCUUGUUAUAGCUUGUGAACAUUAGUGCGGGGUCCCCACAGGAACAGAAUAUUCUGCUCACACAUACUACUUUAGUUUCAGAUUGUGCUCCUGUGUCGUCAUGCAGUAAAGUUAUUGCUUUAUGGCUGUACAGGUUUAACAGCCUGCAGUGCAGUUUUGAACCUCCCUCCCCUAUUUGGUGUUCUUUAAGAGGACCAUACACAUGUGAGGUGUGUUAUUGCAUGGCGCCUUGUGUUUAUGCAGUCCGUCCGUGUUCGGUGGUUAUCAAGUCAAGUCACUCGCUGCAGUCAGCCAUGCAGCAGGUGUUAGAUAAUCUGGGGGAGCUGCCCACCUCCACGGGCGCCAAAGACAUCGAGCUGCUCUUCCUGCGCGGCAUCAUGGAAAGUCCCACUGUAUGCUCCCUGGCUAAGGCUCACAAACAGCUGGAGGAGGUGAAGCUGGAGGCGGUGCAGGACAACAAUGUGGAGCUAGUGACGGAUAUUCUGGGGGACAUCAACAAUCUCACGGUGAAAGACAACGGCGCGGCCGAACUGUCCAGGAUCCUCAAGGAGCCACACUUCCAGUCUCUUUUGGAGGCACAUGACAUGGUGGCUUCUAAGUGCUACGUGGUCCCGCCCCCGACUGAGAUGGGCAAUGAUGCGGCACUGAACAGCGCUCUGAUGCAGGCAGAUGCUGUGCGCAUGAUUGGCAUCCGGAAGAACGCCGGAGAGCCACUGGGCGUGACAUUUCGUGUGGAGAAAGACGACCUCGUCAUCGCUAGAAUUCUUCACGGCGGCAUGAUCGACAGACAGGGUCUGCUCCACGUCGGCGACAUUAUAAAGGAAGUGAACGGGAAGGACGUCGGCAACAACCCCACUGAGCUGCAGGAGAUGCUCAAAGACUGCAGCGGGGGGAUCACGCUGAAAAUACUCCCGAGCUACCGAGACGCUCCCGCACCGCCGCAGGUGUACGUGCGCCCGUACUUUGAUUACGACCCGGCCAAUGACAACCUGAUCCCUUGCCGAGAGGCCGGGAUGGCCUUCAAGAAAGGCGACAUUCUUCAGAUCGUCAACAGAGAGGAUCCCAACUGGUGGCAGGCGUGCCAUGUGGUCGCUGGAGCGACGGGGCUGAUACCCAGCCAGUUCUUGGAAGAGAAGAGGAAAGCUUUCGUCCCUCGAGACGUUGAUGGAUCAGGGAUCCUUUGUGGGACCAUAGCUGGAAAAAAGAAGAAGAAGAUGAUGUACCUGACAGCCAAGAAUGCAGAGUUUGACAGACAUGAGCUGCAGAUCUACGAGGAAGUGGCAAAGGUGCCAGCGUUCCAGAGGAAGACGCUGGUUCUGAUUGGUGCUCAGGGCGUGGGCCGACGCAGCCUGAAGAAUCGGCUGAUGGUCCUCCAACCCACUCGCUUCGGCACCACGAUGCCCUACACUUCCCGGCGGCCCCGCGAUGACGAGCUGAACGGCAAUUCCUACCACUUCACUUCAAGGACGGAGAUGGAGGUGGACGUGAAGGCCGGCCGCUUCCUGGAGCACGGCGAGUACGACGCGAACCUGUACGGCACGAAGAUCGAGUCCAUCCACAAGGUGGUGGGCACGGGACGCACCUGCAUCCUGGACGUCAACCCACAGGCUCUGAAAGUACUGAAAACAGCGGAGUUCAUGCCUUAUGUGGUGUUCAUUGCAGCGCCAGAUUUUGACACGCUCAAGGCCAUGCACAAAGCUGUGGUGGACGCAGGCAUCACCACGAAGCAACUCACGGAUGUGGACCUGAGGAAGACGGUGGACGAGAGCGCUCGGAUCCAGAGGGCUUACAGCCACUACUUUGACCUGACCGUCGUCAACGACAACCUGGACAAGGCCUUCGAGGCGUUACGUGCCGACGUGGACACGCUGUGCAGCGAACCCCAGUGGGUCCCGGUGAACUGGGUUUACUGAGGACCAGCUACACUGACCACUCCGAGCGGGUCGCACUGUACCACCAGCAUGUCUGUGACCACAACGGCCAAAGAAGAGGAGAUUAAGGCAGUUAUUUCUGCAAAAUAACAUAAAUAGUAAAAAAAAAAUAUGGUAUUGCUCUUCCUCCUCUUGGGCCCGCACGCCGUGCAACGGUUUUUCUACUCAAAACUCAAAGGGAAAGAGUGCUUAUUUAUUUUAUAACUUUGUAUGAGAGAUCUUUCUAUUCAAUGUGGAAUUCCAUUGAGAAUGAGACAACGAAAUCUGGUCACGUACUCGGGGCCAUAUUUUUGCAUUAAUUUAUUGUUGUAGUCCCACUUCUUAUUUUGUAGUCAUUUCCGACGGAUUUAAUUUGUCCGUUCAGGAUUCAUGUUCCCCGUCCGAGCUCCAAUAGGAAGACGGGUGAGGGAGACGGACGAGGAGAUCGUCCAGGAAACCGGUCGGCGUCACUCUUCCAAACAUCUUAAUCCUUCGAUGUCCUUCACGUAGCUGGCCCCAAACGCCGUUAUCCGGUUCCUCCUCAAGAAUAACUGGGCGGGAUAAAGAAAACGCCUCGGUGUGCACAGAUCCUCUAGUAUGUAAAAGAACAACUUUAUACUGUUCUUUUUCAAGAUCAAACACAGUUAAUUUUGUCUGUUUUGUUUUAUUAUUCUAGUUUCUCAUCCGCGUGGUGAUUUAUACAUGUAUAGUGUUCCGUCACACUUCUGAGCCAUUGGUUUGUUUUUAAUUAUCCCGUCCGACGUACGACAUCUACGUCGUCAUCGGCCUCCUCAUCUUUGCCGUCUACAUAAGCCAAUUUGUGAAUGUUUUAUAUCUCCUUCUCCUAAGUGUUGCAGUAUGCCAAAGCCCUGAUCAUACUCCAAAUAAAGUUUGAAAUUCACCCUUUUGUUAAAUGUGAUUGGUAUUUGAACUACAGGGCUAUGCUUUUAAUAUACUACUUUAGUUAGGAAAUGCAUGCCACGGGUAAAUCUAACACCAUUCUAUGUCCUAAAGAUGUUGUAACUCUUUCAAAAUGGGUUAAAACUUCUUCUUUUUUUAAGUGGUUUGGCGAUUUGAAAAAUGACAACUUCCAAUGACUUUGUUCUGAAACCUGUUUUGGACUUCAAGAAAAUACAUUUAAAACCCCAAUACAUUACUUUGAAUGAAUAUUCUUAUAAAAUCUCAAUUUGU